CAGCUUGAUAUUUUUAAGUAGCUUGAUGGAUUAGAAACAACACCUGUCAAUGGAACAUCCGUGAAUUUCUGUGCUCUGUGGGAAAAGGCUUUUCCACCAUGCUCUCAUGUAGAAUCUUUGUGAUCUAUUCUCCAUGGCUUCUGGUGGCUCUUCACCCCAUGAGGGCCGCAAGAGAAAAAAGAAGAGUGAUGGUAGCUUGAGAGGUAAAAGUGGGACCACAGAUGAGUCACAGGCUCAGGCAGACAUCGAUAAGUUAACAUCAGCAGGACACAGUGCACUGAAACAAGGUGACUGUCUCGAAGCCCUUAAUUGCUUCAAGAAGGCAUACAAAGCAGCAGUAGAGAUCAAGGAAACAAAGGUACAUCGAGCAUGUGCCUUCAACCUGGGUGCUGCUUAUGUGGAGGCUGGCAAGCCUCAAAAAGGUAUCGACUUCCUGAGGAAAGCCCAGCCAGGUGAGAAGAGGGAGCGGGUGGCAGACCUCCAGUACAACCUGGGUGUGGCCCAUGAGGUGUUGGAGGAUCAGGCCCAGGCGGCAGGACACUAUCUCCAGGCUGCGCAGCUCUAUCGCUCCCAGGGAGAUGGAAGCAGCGAGGGGGACACCUGCAUGAAGCUGGCCCGCUGCCACAUCCGCAUGAAGGACUGGAGUCAGGCCGCUGAGGUGUUCCGGAGGGCCGCAGAGAGCUACCGGGUGGCGGGCCGCCUGGACUCCGCAGCCGUGGCCCUGAAGCAGACAAGCACCCACAUGCUCCAGAGUGAGAGUUUCUCGUCUGAGGACGUCAUAGGUGCGCUGUCUCAAUGCCUGGAGCUCAGUGUGAGCCUCACAGACCAACACUCACUCGUGUUGUCAGUGUUGUGUAUGGUCAUGUCUGGCUUGGUGUCUGCUUUCUGGACCACAGGUAAGCUGUACAAUGAGCUUGGCCUGAGCUUCUCCCAGCUGAAGCUGUUUGGGGAGGCAGCUGAGUGCUAUGAGCAGGCCCUGCCUCUGGUACGGUCCAAACCACGCAGGCUCGCCGUGGUACUGCAGAAUCUGGGUGCGGUCCACAACACUCUGGGUCAGUACCAACAAGCAUUGGACUUCCACAGAGAGGCAGCAGCCUUGCAUGGGUCCCAGGGUAGCCGUCGGGCUCAGGGCCGCUGCUUCAGUAACCUGGCCUUCGCUCUCACUCAGCUGGGGGAGCUGGAGGAGGCUGGCGAGAGCUACCUUCAUGCUCUGCAGGCCUUCAAAGACACAGAGGACUACAUGGGGCAGUGGCAGGCUUGUGAAGGUUUGGGGGAAAUACGACUUCAGCUCAGAGACCCUGACAAAGCCACGCUAUACUACAAACAAGCCCUGGGCAUGUUAUCCAAGUGUAAGGAUUCUGAUGGCUCAGUGCAGGAGCGGCUGGUCAAUAAACUGAGCCAAGCCCUGCAGCUCCGACUCGCCUUACAACAGAGGGGUCCUUUUCCAAGGCGGGCCAAUCAGAAUCGCAGUUUCCACAGCCAACCUCGAAGACUGACUGAUAUGAAUGGAGGGGAGCCUUUUCAGAGCCAUCCACUCAGAAAAAAUCAAUUGAACGACCACAAAGUAGAGAAUGGAUUUCUGGUGGGAGCUGCAGCCUCGUCUUUGGGGUCAGGUGGAGAGCAGCGGCCCCAUGGAGAGACAGUGAUGCUGCACACACAGUCAAACUCACGUCCUGAACCACCUCACACACAGCCGCCAGACCACCUGUCUGUGCUUCCAGAGACCAACAGCCGGGGAUGCACUGUAACUCCGUUCUGUCCAUGUGACAGGAAUCUCAAUAACACGUAUGAGCAACCUGACGGUCAGAACCUGGACCCGCCACAGUCGGACCCGCCCACAGAUAUAGAGCACAGUGACCACUUGCAUGAAACAAUCCAACAAACCACCACGGAUCAGAGCAAGGAGCUGCCAGUGUCCCAGGGCGCAGAUGUUACUGGUUUACAAGAGACAGACUCUGGGAACAAUGGGAGUGCUGCGCCACCACUUGUCAGAUGGAAGUCCAGAUUUUGCACCAUUAUGCAUGCUAAAUCAUGGUAAUUCCUCCCACAUCGCUUCACUAAAACACCUGUUUAAACAUCUGGGAUCAUCCAGCUUUAUCAACAUUGAGGUUAUCCGAAGAUCACAUUCCUGUACACAGAGCUAUUUCCUGCGGGGUCGAUUUUCUUGACAAGUGUGCUGCACAUGGUGGCAUUAAAGUCCAGAUUUCAAUCUGGUGUGAUGAUGUAACCACAAUCAUGACUUAUAGCAUGACUAAAGGCCGAGUAUGCCAGAUAAGUUGCAGAUGUCAGAGGAACCUAAAACGGUAUUAAUGUCCAUGCAUUGUUUCAGUAAAAUAGGCAGCACAUCUGUGGUCAAACUAAAAUAAUGUAGCCAUUCUCAAAUUAGUUACAUUUAAGUAACAUUAGUUGGUGAAAUUUUCACAUUUAGAGACAGCCAAGUUUAUAGUCACAUUGCUAUGAAAAUUCUUUUAAGUGUUUCAACUUUUAAUAUGCCCAUUGAACAAUGCCGCCUCCUUGUUUUUCAGACUUGUUUGUCAAGGCACUUCAUUUUAUUUAUUUUUAUUAUUUUUAUUGUUUUGCUUGAUGAUAUGCUCCACUGCAUUGUAUUUGAUUUUAAAAGAGAAAGCGCAUUAACAUUACCAAGUGUUUCUUUAAUUUUAAUUGAGUCCUUCAACACACAUUGUUAUCAAUUGUUGACUGCAAAGGGUUCCCAAGUGCAAUCCUAUUUCCCGAAGUUAAUUGUGUGAUGGGUUUUGAAUGGAGCGUUCGCUCCACUAACGCUCAUCAGAGCUUCAGCACUUGCACGAGGACAGCUCCGCGGUGUGCUUCACAGCGCUCUCUGAAACCAUGAAACCAGAGGAGUUGCCUAGGCGCUACAGCUGAUGCGGCUGUAUGGGAAACCGUCUUGCGCGUAGGCUACUGCACAGACACUAGCCUACCGAGCAGAAGAGCCGCAGCCUGCGUGGGGAACCGAGAACUGGGGAGGAACACCAGAGUCACAGUUACCGGGCGAAACAACAAGAGAGUUAAACAUGUACAAGUGUUAUAUCUGGGACCAUAGACGGAAAGUAUUACCCGGGAACUUGCUUGGCAGAACGUAGAAGCCCACGGCGCACGAAAAGACUCGAGAGGAAAGACAUUGCGGUGAAGUGUCAUUGCAUACCAUGUGGAAAUAUCGAAUUGAUUUUUUUACUUUAUGCGAAAUGCUUUUUAAUUCAGGAAAUGAGUUCUGGUUCCAUUGAUGAUUUAGGCUACAUGAAAAGACUUCAACAGAGAACAAGGUGGGGAAUCAAAUAUGCUUUUCAAUUUUGUAUAGGCUACAGUGUAUGUUUGUUUUAAAUAUGCAAUGUCUGAACGAUGUCUCACUUUUUUGAAAUAACACUGCUUUAUGUUGUGUGAGAAGAUGCGUCAAAUGAACUUGAGUAACCAUUUUUUGCACCACCAAAGCAGAAAACGGUUUUACCGGUUUUUAAUAAUUCAUAACUCCGAGUCACUGCUUUACGAGGUAAAUUGCAGAGGAAGUAGCGAUGACAAUUAAUCAAUUGCAGUGUGUCAAGUCAG
This is a messenger RNA of Alosa alosa (allis shad), 3561 nucleotides long. RefSeq names its product tetratricopeptide repeat protein 24. NCBI's taxonomy places the organism in Eukaryota, Metazoa, Chordata, Actinopteri, Clupeiformes, Clupeidae. The transcript is spliced from 15 exons. Bases 134 to 2038 code for a protein of 634 amino acids. The record is from RefSeq and is a predicted model, not a curated record. Gene Ontology annotation, molecular function: protein binding.